Caenorhabditis auriculariae is the source of this 2461-nucleotide messenger RNA. The record is from the annotation of a GenBank genome assembly. NCBI's taxonomy places the organism in Eukaryota, Metazoa, Nematoda, Chromadorea, Rhabditida, Rhabditidae.
AUGAUGGGACCCCCACGGAAAAUGCCGUCACGGCUUUCGGCGUCUAGAUUCUUAGUUCUGACAAGGCCGAGCGGAGCUCUAGCGCACCGCCUAGUUAGUUUUUCUGACUGGAUAAGGCUUUUCUAACUAACUUUUGACUACAUAGCUAAUCAGUCAAAACAUUGCAUUCGGAUAAUGAAAUCGAUUUGUUUCUUUCAAUGUUGAACUUAUUGCAGGAAGCUUCCAACGAACUUUUUGUGAUCAGUCCCUGGAGAUUCGACGACACUAAAUCCAUGGCGGACGGAGCUCGAUCAACUGCGAUGUCGGCUAAACAUUACCAGGUACCGGCCCAAGGCUCUUAAAAGCAGCUGAGGGUUUUUUUUUCUGUGUCAAAUUGCAAAGGAGAACAGAAAUAACAGUGAAUUCACAAUGACCGAAAUCGCUCUAAUAUAAAAAAAUGAAAUUAUGGUUUAUUCAAAACUGAUUGAAAACUUUUCAAAGAAGGCUAGCCAGGCUUGUGCGAGGUGCAGAUUGUCAAAUUGGAUAGACUUUAAUGAAAAAGAGAAAAGAAUUUUUUUUGUUUUUGAUGAAGUUAGAACAUUUUUCUCGAAGCCUGGCUUGGUCCGAUUCCGCGAGCUAGCUUGUUUCGGACUUUAAUUGCUCGGACCUCGGUCACGCAAAACGGACUCGUCCCGGACGUUUCUUAUAAUUUCUAGUAAGCACUCAAGAGUGCUGAAGUCGCUGAAGGAGUUAGAAAUGCUCGGAAACGUCCGGGCGCGUACAAUUUGCGGUACCGAGACCACACUUGUGCGUCUGGCUGGACUUGUUAUUGCAAAAAGCCUGCGUGAGCUUGGGCCAGGCCGAGCUCCAAAAAAAAAAAAACUCAAAUUUCUCACCAAAAAAUCCGUAUUUUCAAAUUCGUGGUUCCUGUUGAACUUCAAUUAUAGAAGAACCAGAAACAUGAUUUUUGUCGUAAAGAAAGCUGAUGUUCGAAUUGAUGAAAACUUGCUUUCUGGGUCUGUUUUUGCUAAGGGUUUAGCUCAGCCUUGCCCGGCCUCAGAGAAUGACGAGGCCGUUAGGCUGACGACUCGGCCCUCGCACAACCCUGUCUCGGACCUCGAUAACGAAAGCCUAACGCGCUCUGGGCGUUUCUGAAUUCAAAAGAAGCUCCAACACGUCCGGACAGGUUUUUUUUCACAUCAUAUUCUUCGAACUGACGAGAUUCCAAACAUUUUAAGAACUAUAAUCUAAAAAUUGCAAUUCUAAAUUGGAAAAAAAUUUUGGAGUAUGCGAUAGUUCGUCUGGGUGUAUUCGUCUGGUUUACAUCCUAAACACCAUAAUUUACGAAAAGUUUUGACUUUCUUAUGAAAAAAAACAGUGCUUUCACGGCGAAUCCGCGGAGUGUAAAACUUUUGAGAAUAUCCUCAGUGCGCGCUUGCUGCUUUUUCCCGCUAAAUUCAAAUUUCUUCACCCGUUUUGUCGUUUUUGGUCAUUUUUUCGAUGUUUUUUUCGUUUCUUCAUAUCAGUAAACUUACUGUUCUUUGGGACCCACCAAUUCGUUUCGAAAAAGGUUUUUUGUUCAUUUAUAAAUUAUUAAAACUUUGACAGUAAGUUCGUUUUCGCCAGGGGUGAAUGCACGAGAAACAUCAUAUUCGACGACUUUUUGUGGGCGGGACGUAGCUCUGGAAACGCGUUUAAAAGCCGAGUUUUCUUACUCCCUAUCGACAGAGCUGCUGACCAGGGUUGUGCGAGAUCUCGUCUCGAAAUUUUUCGAGAUUUUCGAGACGAGAUCUCGUCUCGAUGGGAAAUUCACUCGUCUCGUCUCGAAUUACCGAGACAGAUUUUGAAAUUGUCUCGUGUCGUCUCGAAAAAUCGACACGAAAGUUCAUUUUCAACGAGAUAUUUUCGAGAUAUGAGCAGCAGAAGUUUCGAGGAAUCAGGAGGUGAUAAAAGAAAAGACAUGGCGUACGGUUCGGUGCUUUGUCUGAGUAGAACAAGAAACUACUUAAUCGACGCGCAAAAAUAGAAUUUUUUUGAAUCUAUUUUGAAUUUAUAAGUUAUAUUUGAAUCCUUAGAGCUCUAAGGAUUCAAAAACGAAUUUCAGUUUAAUAAAUAAUUUGGUGGGAAAAUAGAUAAUGAGUUCUCUUGCUGCUGCAGAUGUCUGUGCCGUUUUCUAUAAAAAUGAUUGUUUUUUCUACAUGCCGUUGAAGUGCAUGUGUCCAUUCGGAUCAUAUAUUUCAUUUUAUUUUUUUCGUAAGCUAUUUUCGACUAGCAAUAGUUACUUUUUAAAAAAAUAUUCAAGAAAAAUCCGCUAUAUAAUUUUUAAGUUAUCUUAAACUUUUUUUCCUAGACUCUUCGCCUUGCUGACUGCAAAAUUCUGAUUGAUUCCAAAGCGACGAGAAAUCAUUUUUUUUGAAAAAAAAAUUCUUGAAAAAAUUGGUCACUUCUGUAGUUCCCACGUGCUCAUCGGAACGUUGCUUGA